CUUACCGCGCAUCCUGACCAUCAGUUUGACUGUGUCAGAACUCUGCUUCCCUUUCUUGGGGCCGCGCCGCCGGGGCAGAGGUCGGACCAAGGUGUCCGUCGGACGCCGGCGCGCGCAGAUGACGGCGCCGAGCGCCCCGCCGCCAGCCCGGCGCGCGCUGCGCGAGGAGGUCCUCGGGAAGCAGCCCGGCGGCGCCGGCGCGACGGGCGCCGCGGUCGAGCGGAUCCGCUGGGUCGAGUGGGACAAGGAGCACUGGACAGAUUUCUGUGAAGCCACCGACCCCGAGGGCCAUUUCGUGUCCAGCAGCUCGCAGGGACACCAGGAGUACAACGACCGCCUCAAGGCCAUCGCCAUGCGCCAAGAGGGCUCGGCCAAGGCCGAGAUCGCGGCGGCCCUGGGCAGGUCGGAGAGGUUCGUGCAGGCCUGGUGGCGCAAGGAGCCCAAUGAGGUGCCGCGGCCGCCUGGGGUGCAUGAGUACCUCAAGACUGAGUAUUGGCGCGAUAUUCAAAUCACGCGGGGCUUCGGCGGGGGUCUCGGGAUCUACGACGAGGUGGUCCAGAGCUCCGACUGGCAGCAACAGAUGGCUUGGGGGAACGACUUCCGCAACGGCGGCCGGGUCAUAAAGUACGACAGAGAAGGGCGUAUGCGGCCCAUGGGCAACCAGCAAGCGAGGGGAGGGUACGAGCCUGGCCAGCGCCCCAACCUAGACAAAGUGACCCAGAAGUUGCUGAGCCAGCUCAGCAUCCAGGACCGCGUCUUGACGAGACCGGGGCUGCUCUGGUAUCCCGACGGCACGGCGGACGCCGUCCCUCACAGGCACGAGUGCUGGACUGCGCUGAUGUCGUUCGGCUCGCCGCGCAUCCUCACCAUCGACGGCACGCCCGUCCUCCUGCGGGACGGGGACCUCAUCGUGUUCGGCACGCAGCGGCACGGCGUCCCACGUAUGCAUCUCGAGGGCGGCACGAUGGAGGAUUACGGCGGCCGCGCCUCGGCCGUGUUCUUCUUCAUGCCCCAUGGGCAGCACGCCGACGGCGCCAACCCGUGGCGACCCAUCGUGGACCCGGAGGACGGGCCCUCGCGGCAGCUCGUGGCCUGGCGGAGGGACAGGGACCUGGCGACCGAGCCCCAGCGCGCCGGCCUGAGGGCGGGGCCCUUGGGCGAGGACCUCGCGCGCCUUAGGGAGCUCGGCUUCGCGGAGCAGGAGGCUGCCGCGGCCCUGCGAGCCACUGGUUUCGACGUGGGGCAGGCGGCCGAGGCCCUCCUGGCGGGCAUCGCCCCAGCGCUGCUGGAGGGGGCCGCGCAGCAUGGCCCUGGCCAGGAGGGCCCGUGCUGUGCCGCUGCCCGGCUGGCCGUGCUGUACGCCCGGCUGGCCGAUGUGCAUCGCGGCGCAGCUGGGGCCGGGGCCGGCUCGGGCGUUUCGGCCUCGUCGAGCGCGGGCCCAGCCUGUGAAGACGACGCAGAGCUCGCGCGGAAGCUGCAGCAGGAGGACGGCCACGUGGAGCUCCAGGAUGAGGAGCAGGCGAUCCUGGUCGAGAUCCAGAUGCUGGAGGAGGAGGCGCCCGGGGGGGCCGUCGACGAAAGCGCCCUCCAGGCCCAGUUCGCCCAGUACGACGAGAUGCUGGACAGGGAGGACGCAGGCCAAUGGGACGAGCGGGGCGACCUGAUGGCAUCGAUGGCCAAGCGCGAGCACCUCCACAUCGAGCAGCAGGAUCCGGCGACGGUGUAUGCCUACGGCUGCGGAGACGCUCGCGAGAAGGACUUCUUCGAACUCCUGUCCCUCCACUCGAUUCGCGCCCUGUUCGAUCUGCGGGCGCACCCAGAGUCCACGUCUUGCCGGCACUUCCGGCCCGAGGCGCUCCGUCCCGCGUGCAAGGCCAGGGCCAUCGAAUACAAGCACGUGGACCUAGGUCGGGAGGGGGCUUACGGGAUCCUGAAGCACCUGCGGGAGGACGAGGGGCGUAACACGCUGGCGGAGCUCGUGUGGAAGGCGCACAGGAGGCGCACGGCCAUCCUCGGGGCGGAGGCCGACUGGCGGUCGGACCAUCGGCUGGCAAUCGCCGCUCGGCUUGAAGAGGCGGGGCACACAGUCCUGCACGUGCUGAGCGACGGCAGCGUCGAGAGGCAUCCCGAGGGCGCCGGUGUCCCAGACUUCAUCCAGAGCGAGGAGGCAAGGCUGCGCAGGCUGGAGAAGCAGCGCCUGGACGGCGGGCCGCGUUCCACCAAGAGCGCCGCGACCCGCAGCACAGAGGUCGUGGCGCAGAAGCUCGCGAGGCCGCAGGUGGUCAUCGACGCUGCAGAGGAGCUGCGGAAGGCCACCAACCAGACGCAGUUGUGCAGGAUCCAGCGGCGCCUUGCGGACGCAGAGCGCCGGUCCAAGGGCGCGGACGCUGCGCUGAAGCCCAAGCUGCUCAACGCUAGCCAGUGGGUUGUAUCCCAGGCCGAGGAGCAGAGGCAGAACUUGGCCAUCGGCAAGACGAAGGACGGCAGGGAGCGCAAGACGGACGCCGCGACAGCGCCCGCGGACGUGUGGCUCGGAUCGGGCGGCACCUCAGGCGGGAACCCCACAUGCGCCGCGGGCCAGGGUGCGGCGGCCUUAGGCGAGAAGGGCGGCAAAGCUCAAACAGACAGCUCUGCGGCCCCCUCCUCACUGGACGCUGGCGGCAGCUGCCCUGCCGCCGCCGCUGCGGACGUCAGCGUCGUUGGCGCCGUCGUUGGUAGACCGGAGGUCUCCGCGCACGCGCGCGAGGGCGCCGCCUGCGCGGAGGCGGCGUCGGCGCCGUGUCGCGCCGAGCCAGCCAGCCUUGCCUUGCCAGAGGGCGCCGCCUCGUGGCGGUCGCGCCGCCGCGUCGCGGCGGCUGACGCUGGCGCGGAGGCGGCGGCGGCGGCGCCGUGCUGCGCCGGGCCAGAGGCCGCCUCGUGGAGGUCGCGCCGCCACCUGCGCGUGGCGGGCCGCGGUGGCUGACACGAGGCCUGGACGAGGGAUGGUAAGGCGCCAGCUGUUCGCUUUUGCACGGAUCCUGUCAGAGCAAGUCCUGGGUUCACCAGGAGGGCGAAUCCACCGAUCUUGGGCCCAGGACUGGCCUGGCCAGAACCGGCGUGGGUAUAUAGUUUGUAGUUGGGAUCCUCCUACACUCGUUCCUGUCGCUGAUUGCCCUCUUUUCAGCCGGGCCCUCCCUGCGCCCAGAGGCCAACCGCGACCGACUGCGGCUGGUCGCACCAGCGCCCCAGCGCUGGCGGCGGCAGCGGCAAUGCUGCUGGGGGGAGUUUUCGAAUUCGCGCCGUGGUCGGCGACUCCAGGUCGGGGGCGCGCGGCCGUCGCGGAACAAAAA
Prorocentrum cordatum is the source of this 3329-nucleotide messenger RNA. The record is from the annotation of a GenBank genome assembly. Lineage: Eukaryota; Dinophyceae; Prorocentrales; Prorocentraceae.